AUUAGGUCCUGUAAGUGACUGUAAAGCUCCUAUUGCUGUUUGUGAAAUUCAGUCAUAAGACUAACACUCGAUCGAUUGCAGUAAUGUCUGGAAGAGGCAAAGGCGGUAAAGGACUCGGGAAAGGAGGCGCUAAGCGGCACCGUAAAGUGCUGCGGGAUAACAUCCAGGGUAUCACCAAACCCGCCAUCCGUCGUCUCGCUCGCCGCGGCGGAGUCAAGCGUAUCUCCGGUCUGAUCUACGAGGAGACCCGCGGUGUGCUGAAGGUGUUCCUGGAGAACGUGAUCCGCGAUGCCGUUACCUACACCGAGCACGCCAAGAGAAAGACCGUCACCGCCAUGGACGUCGUGUACGCGCUGAAACGACAGGGACGCACUCUGUACGGCUUCGGAGGAUAAACACGUCCGUGUUACCAUAAAAACUCAACGGCUCUUUUAAGAGCCACCCACAUUUUCAAAAAGAGUACGUUUUUGACAAGUAAAAACCGUUGUAGAAACUCGACCCACCAAGUUGUUUUGGGUUUAUGAGAGCUCUGGAUGUAUGGAGCUGUGUGUAUUAGUUUUCACAAACCGUUACGCUUUCCAAAAAAAAAAACGA
Onychostoma macrolepis is the source of this 594-nucleotide messenger RNA. RefSeq lists its product as uncharacterized. Gene Ontology annotation, cellular component: nucleosome. Gene Ontology annotation, molecular function: DNA binding; structural constituent of chromatin; protein heterodimerization activity. The record is from RefSeq and is a predicted model, not a curated record. NCBI's taxonomy places the organism in Eukaryota, Metazoa, Chordata, Actinopteri, Cypriniformes, Cyprinidae. The transcript has a single exon. The coding region runs from base 84 to 395 and encodes 103 amino acids. Gene Ontology annotation, biological process: nucleosome assembly.